ACUACGCUGGGUGUUGACUAGGACUUCUUCAAGUAUGGUUUCCCUGGGACUCUUUGAGUUAGUGCUGCUCAUAAUCGUGCAAGCCAGCAGAAGUGCAGGUGUUGAUUUUCGCUUUGCUUCAUACAUUGACAAUUACAUGGUGCUGCAGAAGGAGCCUUCAGGGGCCGUGAUCUGGGGCUUUGGUACACCUGGGGCCACAGUGACAGUGACCUUGUGCCAAGGUCAGGAAACCAUCAUGAAGAAAGUGACCAGUGUGAAAGCGUCCUUCAACACCUGGACGGUGGUGCUGGACCCUAUGAGGCCUGGGGGACCUUUUGAAGUGAUGGCACAGCAGACUUUGGGGACAAUGAAUUUUACCCUGAGAGUUCAUGAUGUGUUAUUUGGAGAUGUCUGGCUUUGCAGUGGACAGAGUAACAUGCAGAUGACCACGUUACAGAUCUUCAAUGCCUCGAAGGAGUUGUCUGACACCGCUGCCUACCAGUCUGUGCGCAUCUUCUCUGUCUCCCCCACCCAGGCGACAGAAGAGCUGGAGGACCUCGCUAAGGUUGACCUGUCAUGGUCCAAGCCCACUGCAGGAAACUUGGGCCAUGGAAAUUUCACUUACAUGUCAGCAGUGUGCUGGCUCUUUGGCCGUUACCUGUACGAUACUCUGCAGUAUCCCAUUGGGCUGCUCUCCUCCACUUGGGGUGGGACACCCAUUGAGGUCUGGGCAUCUAAAAGAUCACUGAAAGCUUGUGGAGUUCCUAAUACAAGGAACGGAAGUGUUCCUGUUGACUCUAUGGCCGGACCAGUAGCCCAUUCUGUCCUCUGGAAUGCCAUGAUCCAUCCACUGCAAAACAUGACUUUAAAAGGAGUGGUGUGGUACCAGGGAGAGGCCAAUGCAAAUUAUAACAGGGACCUGUAUGCCUGCAUGUUCCCUGCACUCAUUGCAGAUUGGCGCCAGACCUUCCACUACGGCUCCCAGGGCCAGACAGAGCAUUUCUUCCCAUUUGGAUUUGUCCAGCUGUCUUCAUACGUGUUGAUGAACUCAUCAGAUUAUGGAUUUCCUGAGAUACGCUGGCAUCAAACAGCAGAUUUUGGCUAUGUCCCCAACCUGAAGAUGCCCAAUACUUUCAUGGCUGUCACUAUGGAUCUCUGUGAUAGGGACUCACCUUUUGGCAGCAUCCAUCCCCGAGAUAAACAGACCGUGGCCUAUCGACUGCACUUGGGGGCUCGAGCUGUAGCUUAUGGUGAGAAAAAUUUGACCUUUCAAGGACCACUACCUAAGAAGAUAAAGCUCUUGGCUCAAAAGAGGCUGCUCAGCCUCAAGUAUGACCAGGAAAUCCAGGUGCAAAGACAAGAUAACAAGACAUUUGAGAUCUUCUGUUGCAAUGACCAUCAGUGCAAAUGGCUUCCGGCUCCCAUGAACACUUUCUCCACCCAGACCCUGAUCUUGGAUAUCAGGGUCUGUCUUGGCACUGUGGUUGCUGCUGUUCGCUAUGCCUGGACCACAUGGCCCUGUGAAUAUAAGCAAUGCUCUGUUUACCACCCCAGCAGUAUCUUGCCAGCUCCUCCCUUUAUUGCUGUUACACAUCAAGUCCCUAGACUUAGGGCAGGAGUAUCUGAGGACAUCUGGAGUAAUACCAGCUCUCUUAUACAAGGGCGAGUCCUUUAGAUUUGGGUAUUUAGGAACUUAAAAUGAUGACAGCUGUUGCUUUUAAGGGCAACUAAUAGACACCUCAUUGAAUAGCUUCUAACUAGCAUAUGCUAACUGUAUUCUGAGACGAGCACUGCCUAGCAGACACUUUGAAAUGCUCGUAUUUGUCCCCAAGUUAGUCC
Messenger RNA from Acomys russatus (golden spiny mouse), 1818 nucleotides. It is a transcript of the gene Siae, whose product is annotated as sialic acid acetylesterase. Bases 35 to 1654 code for a protein of 539 amino acids. The record is from RefSeq and is a predicted model, not a curated record. Gene Ontology annotation, molecular function: sialate O-acetylesterase activity. The transcript has 10 exons. Gene Ontology annotation, biological process: carbohydrate metabolic process. Lineage: Eukaryota; Metazoa; Chordata; Mammalia; Rodentia; Muridae.